GCGAACGGGACUUGGAGGAAAUCGACAACUGCACGGAAACUACCACCCAUCCAGUAUCCUCCUACUCAUAUUUUUGUCGAAGCGUACCUGAGAUGUAAAUUAUAGAUAAAAAAUUUGUCGUGAACCCGCAGCGAAGAAAAAUUAAUCUAUCAUGUAAAAUGUAUAGUGGAGCCUUCCUGAGCGUGAAUAAUUGUUUGCAUGAACACUUGAAUGAUCAAAGAUUUAGAAUUCCCUUUUGCCUGGGGCGAGGAUGAAUAAAGCGCAAGAUCCAACGCCUCCGCAAUCAUGGACUGGGAUCCGAGAUGCAUUACAGUACGGACCAUCUUGCGCUCAAAUCGAUAUGUUGAAACACCAACUUGUUGGCAGUGAAGAUUGUCUCUACCUUAAUAUAGCUACAACUUCAUUGAGUGGAUCGCGACCGGUCAUGAUCUUCUUUCACGGUGGAGCUUUUACGUAUGGUAAUGCAAAGGACGACUUGUACGGUGAGGAUUAUUUGGUAACGGCAGGUAUCGUUUACGUGGCCAUGAACUGGAGGCUUGCUGUGCUUGGGUUUCUUCACCUCGACGAUCCAGUGGUGCCGGGCAAUAUGGGACUCAAGGAUCAGACGGCAGCCUUGAAGUGGGUGAAAGAAAAUAUAUCACAGUUUGGUGGUGACCCGAACAACGUCACAAUAUUUGGAGUGAGUUCAGGUGGUGCCUCGGUACAUUAUCAAAUUUUAUCUCCGCUCUCCAAAGGUCUUUUUCAUAAAGCCAUCAUGCAGAGUGGCAAUGCACUAGACCAUUGGGCAACUGCAACAAAACCAGCUGACACUUUGCGUCGUUACAUUGCUGCUCUUGGCAAAGAAACUAGCGAUCCUCAAGAGAUUGUAGAAUUUCUCAGGGGGCUUUCUAUAGAAGAACUCAUGAAGGCGCAACAGGAUUUAAUAGUCCCAGAGGAUAUGCGCUGGUUGCAAUUUCCUUUUCGGCCAAGCGUCGAUGACAAAAGUGAAAACCCAUUCAUGCCUAGGUGUCCAAAAGAACUUGCUUUGAAAGGCUCCGAGGUGCCACUAAUCAUCGGGUACAACAGUUACGAAGGAAAUCUUUUGACAAGGGGAAUGCAGAAUAAGGUGUCUACGAUACUCGACGAGAAUUCUAAGCUGGGUUUACCGGAUGGUCUAGUUACGCAUGACCAUCCAAAAAGAGAUGCUGUUAGUGAUGAAAUACGGAAAUUCUAUUUCGGGGAUGAGCCGAUAAGCGAGGAGUCGGCUUAUGAUUGGAUCCGAGCCUGUGGAGAUAUAUCCUACGUUUUCGGUGCACACAAAGUCGUCGAAUCUCAGCAAAAAAGAAUUGCUCCGUGUUACUUUUAUAAGUUUACAUUUGAUGUUUCACGAACAUUCAGUAAAUUUUACUUCAAUUUAUCGUUGGAGUCAACGAUCGAAGGGCCUGGGCACGCGGAUGAACUGCCGUAUAUAUUCAAUGUUAAGAUGGCUGGUGAUUAUUUAAGAUUCAAUCCCGGUACGCAAGAACGAAUCACGUCCGAUAGAAUGAUCAGGAUGUGGACUGACUUUGCGAAGACUGGAAUCCCGACAUCAAAAAUCGAUGAUGUGAUUAAUGUCGAAUGGUUACCAGUUUCGCAAACAACGAAACAUUACCUAAAUAUUGGCGCAGAGUUGUCCGCAGACACUAAUCCCGAUGAGGAGGUGAUCCAUCUUAGAGAUAACAUAUCUGAAAUCCUUAAUAGUAACUAGUGUCAGCCUGAGUUUUAGCUUAUGAGGUGGUCUAAUUAUUCUAGAUGGUCUAACGGAAUAAAUUAGUUGACAUCAAUUUACUACUAUUUUUCCAAUGUUUAAGUAACCAAAAAAAGUAAAAAAGUUGGAAAAAUAAUGAUUACUGGUUGACCGACGUAACAAUAAAAAUGCAGACAUGAUUUGAUAAAAUAAAUUUACUCGUAAAUUCAAGUCAUCAUAUUCGAAAAUCAAAUCAUCGGCGUAAAAUCGGACGGCGAGUCAAAAUUUUCAAGUCUUUAUUAAUACAUUAGUAGCUAAUAAAUUAAUAAUCGGGGACCGGAUUGGCAGGUUUGGUGUUAUCAAUAGCUAAUAUCUAGACCAAGAUGUAAGAAUGAUGCUUCUUAUAUCUUGACCUAGACUUAUCGCCUGCGCUGAAUUUACCAGCAACAUUUUAGAAUCUUCUGUUUACGCUUGACCGAAAACUGGCAUAUUCUGCAGAUAAGUCAGAGAUCUCCUAUGAUAUUAAACCCCCUUAUCGAGAACAGAUUUUGUUUUAGGGCUGACUGUUUUUACCAUUAUGUCUGCGCGCUGGUCUUGACAAAGACGUCAACAUCUUUACCGCAAAGUUGACAACGACUUCAAACGUUAAUUACCAUUUAUCAUCGAAUUAAUGUGUUAGACAAUAAUUAUAAUCUUUCACCACCGGUAAUCUUUAGUCGACGCCACCGGUGACUCAUGAAUGUCAUCGGAAAAUAAGAAUUUGAAAAGUGGCGCCUAAAAAGGGUGACGCCCAGCGAUGCCUCAACAGCUGAUUGGCGAUUGUGGGCGAUUGUUUUUACCACGCCUACACGCUCUGGCGGUGCAUAAGAAAAAUACGUAGCGGGUGAGCUGAGUCCCGAUCAAGUAAAAGCGACAGACAGAGGAUGGAUUGCACAGUGCAUGUACUAUUCUUUUUCUUUCAUUAAUCGUUAUAACGUCGGUGUCCCUGCUGCAAAAAUGUUUAUAGUGUAGUUCGAUAAGCAGUAUUAUCACGAAAAAUGACUCGUAAUUACGCGGACAGUUGAACAUUAUCGGUGACUUUGGCCUCUGGCGUGAGCGCCGUCGAUUUCGUUCAUACGGUUGUGUCAAACCUGUCUUGAAUCUGUCAUACGCAUACGUAUGAAUGAGCUACGUGCUUUCUGCAGCGUUGGUGAAGCGAAAUAAAACUGCUCGAGG
Athalia rosae (coleseed sawfly) is the source of this 2920-nucleotide messenger RNA. RefSeq names its product esterase E4-like. The coding region runs from base 251 to 1726 and encodes 491 amino acids. The transcript is spliced from 8 exons. The record is from RefSeq and is a predicted model, not a curated record. Lineage: Eukaryota; Metazoa; Arthropoda; Insecta; Hymenoptera; Athaliidae.